ACUCGCUCGCGAGCCGUCGCUGGGUACCGAACUCGGAGGAGAGUAAUGGCACCAGAAUAACAUUGCACUCUGGGCAAGUCAUAGUGAGUCAAGGAGAUUAGCUGCUCUUAACUGAACUUCUAAGUCAGGCAUAAACCAGAAGAAGACACAUGUAGGAAACAUUAUUCAAAAUUUGAGGAUCGAAACGUUUACGGGCAUUUGUUGUAUUUCCAACUGGGAGCAAAAGGGAUACGUUUCUUGACAUGUGAAUUCAAAGGAGUUACGACAACCCCCCCAAAAUGAAGCUUACCUCUUUUCUGCGUUACUUCGCUUUUCUUUUGACUUAUGUGGUGGUAGGAGUGAGCUUUUCUCAGUCAGUAUGUCCUGGCACCGAGAACAAGCUGAGCACGCUGUCAGACCUCGAGCAGCAGUACCGCACCUUGCGCAAGUACUACGAGAACUGCGAGGUGGUGAUGGGUAACCUGGAGAUCACCAGCAUCGACCGCAACCGCGACCUGUCCUUUCUCAGGUCUAUCCGGGAGGUGACAGGGUACGUGCUGGUGGCCCUGAAUCAGUUUGACUACCUGCCCCUGGAGAACCUGCGGAUCAUCCGGGGUACCAAGCUCUACGAGGAGCGCUACUCCUUGGCCGUCUUCCUCAACUACCGCCGCGACGGCAACUUCGGCCUGCGGCAGCUCGGGCUCAGGAACCUCACUGAGAUCCUAAAUGGGGGCGUGUACGUUGACCAGAACAAGUUCCUGUGCCAUGCUGACACCAUCCACUGGCAGGACAUUGUCAAGAACUCCCGCUCAGAGCUCUUGGUGGUGCCCACCAAUAGUAGUGUUGGAUGCAGGCGGUGCCACCGGACCUGCAAUGGUCGCUGUUGGGGCCCCCGGGAGGACGAAUGCCAGACCUUGACGAAGACCGUGUGUGCCGAGCAGUGUGACGGUCGCUGUUUUGGACCGUACGUCAGUGACUGCUGUCACCGGGAGUGUGCUGGAGGGUGCUCUGGUCCCAAAGACACUGACUGCUUUGCCUGUACCAACUUCAAUGACAGUGGUGCGUGCUUGACCCAGUGCCCCCAGCCCUUCGUCUACAACCCCACCACCUUCCAGCUGGAACACAAUCCUGAGGCCAAGUACACCUAUGGAGCUUUCUGCGUCAAGAUGUGUCCACAUAACUUCGUUGUAGACCACAGCUCCUGUGUUCGUGCCUGUCCCAGCAACAAGAUGGAGGUGGAGGAGAACCAGGUCAAGAAGUGUACUGCCUGCACUGACAUCUGUCCUAAAGCUUGCGACGGGAUCGGAACGGGCAGCCUGCAGGCGGCUCAGACUGUGGACUCCAGCAACAUCGACAAGUUCAUCAACUGCACCAAGAUCAACGGCAACCUGGUGUUCCUCAUCACCGGCAUCAAGGGGGAUGUUUAUCAUGGUAUUGAGGCUCUGGACCCAGAGAAGCUGAAUGUGUUUCGCACGGUCAGAGAGAUCACAGGCUUCCUGAACAUCCAGUCCUGGCCAGAGAAUAUAACGGAUCUCAGUGUCUUCUCAAACUUGGCUACCAUAGGAGGGAGGGCCCUUUACAGUGGUAUCUCCCUCCUGAUCCUCAAGCAGCAGUGGAUCUCCUCCCUACACCUGCAGUCCCUGAGAGAGAUCAGUGCCGGCAACAUCUACAUCACCAACAACAGCCAGCUGUGCUACUACAACACCAUCAACUGGACCAGCCUCUUCCGCACCAACAGCCAGAAGGUCCUGAUCCGCAACAACCGCAACCCCAAGGAGUGCACCCAGGAGCAAAUGGUGUGUGACCCACUGUGUUCUGACGGAGGCUGCUGGGGACCUGGAGCUGACCAGUGCCUGUCCUGCCGUUUCUACAGCAGGGGGCGCACCUGUGUGGACUCAUGCAACCUCUAUGAAGGGGAUAUUCGUGAGUUUGCUAACGGGUCUGUCUGCCUGGAAUGUGACCCUCAGUGUGAGAAGGCAGAGGAUGACACGUUGACAUGCCAUGGCCUGGGCCCUGAUCACUGUGUGAAGUGCCUGCAUUUCAAAGACGGGCCCAACUGUGUGGAGAAGUGUCCAGAUGGCCUGCAGGGGGCACACAGCUUCAUCUUCAAAUAUGCUGAAGCCAAUAAGGAAUGCCACCCCUGCCACUCUAACUGCACCCAGGGGUGCACCGGACCCAGGAUCCAAGAUUGUCUGGGGAUGAUGGACAGGACUCCGCUCAUCGCAGCCGGAGUGAUUGGGGGUCUGUUCGUGGUGGUCAUAGUCGCGCUCAGCGUGGCGGUCUCCGUCCGUCGCAAGAGCAUCAAAAAAAAGCGGGCGCUAAGACGAUUCCUAGAGACAGAGCUGGUGGAGCCGCUGACCCCCAGCGGGACAGCCCCAAACCAGGCCCAGCUGCGAAUCCUGAAGGAGACCGAGCUGAAGAGGGUGAAGGUUCUGGGCUCUGGAGCGUUUGGCAUUGUUUACAAGGGGAUCUGGGUGCCAGAGGGCGAGAGUGUGAAGAUUCCUGUGGCCAUUAAGAUUCUAAAUGAGACCACAGGUCCCAAGGCCAGCGUGGAAUUUAUGGACGAGGCUCUGAUCAUGGCCACCAUGGAGCACCCCCACCUGGUGAGGCUGCUGGGCGUGUGCCUCAGCCCCACCCUGCAGCUGGUGUCCCAGCUCAUGCCCCACGGCUGCCUGCUCGACUAUGUCCACGAGCACAAGGACAACAUCGGCUCCCAGCUUCUGCUCAACUGGUGUGUGCAGAUCGCCAAGGGCAUGAUGUACCUGGAGGAGAGGAGGCUGGUGCACAGGGACCUGGCUGCUCGCAACGUGCUGGUCAAGUCCCCCAAUCACAUUAAGAUCACCGACUUCGGACUGGCCCGCCUGCUGGAUGCCAAUGAAAAGGAGUACAAUGCUGAUGGGGGCAAGAUGCCCAUUAAAUGGAUGGCCUUAGAGUGUAUCCACUACAGGAAGUUCACACAUCAGAGUGAUGUUUGGAGUUAUGGGGUCACCGUGUGGGAGCUGAUGACCUUUGGAGGGAAGCCGUAUGACGGAAUACCCACCUGUGAGAUCCCUGAGCUCCUGGAGAAGGGAGAGCGUCUGCCUCAACCCCCCAUCUGCACCAUUGACGUCUACAUGGUCAUGGUCAAAUGUUGGAUGAUUGAUGCAGACAGCAGGCCCAGGUUCAAAGAACUGGGCGCAGAGUUCUGCAGGAUGGCUCGUGAUCCUCAGCGUUACCUGGUGAUCCAGGGUGAUGACUCCAUGAAGCUGCCCAGUCCCAGCGAUAGUAAGUUCUUCCAAAGUCUGCUGGAGGAAGAGGAGUUGGAGGAGCUGCUGGAUGCUGAAGAGUACCUUGUCCCACAAGCCUUCAACAAUGGUCCCCCACCAUCCUACACACUCCAGCCCCAGUCAUCCACCAACAAGUUUACGGAUCGACACAGUGGUUGUGGCGCAGAGAAGGCUCCAUCUCCCUGCUCUCACGUACCCAUGGCAUCAGGUCCUCCCUGUGCCUCCCAGGAAGCCACAACCACUCAGAGCGCCACCCUGGAGGACAAGGGCUGCAAUGGCACCCUGCUCAAGCAGGCCUCUCCCCAGCCCGAGGGGGGAAAUGCUAGCCAGCGCUACAUCACUGACCCCACCGAGCGUGGGACCCGCGGGAACACCAGCCAGGACGGCUACAUGAGCCCCAGCAAGGACAAGACCUCCUCAGCAGACUAUCUUAGCCCUGUGGAGGAGAACCCUUUUGUUUCGCACAACAAGAGUGGGGAGACACACAUGCACCACAGUGCCCCCAGCAGGCAGUCCAAGGUAGAGGACGAGUACAUAAACCAGCCCCUGUACCUGAACACCUUUCACAGCGUGGGUGAGAAGGGCCAGGGACACCAGAAGAAGAAUGGGGUCCCUGUCUCUAUUCCCUCUGCCAUUUCUGUCACUAGUGUCACUCACACCCCCCAUGUUGCACAUCCUGGCCACGCCCCUAACCCCACUCAUAUAGGUCAUGCUCCUCACCUCACUCACAUAAACUAUGCCACACACCUUGCUAAAGCAGGCCACACCCCUUUCCCUGUCCCUACUCAGGCAGUUUACAUCUCCCACCCUGCCCUGGGCAGCCAGGCUCCUCACCCUGCCCUGCCAGGCCAUACCCCUUACCCUACCCAGCAAAGCCACACCGCUCACCCUGCUCAAACAGGCCAUGCCCCUCAUGUCACUCAAGCUGGGCAUGCCCCCCAGCCUACUCAAGCAGGCCACACCCCUCAGCCUACCCAAGCAGUCCAUGCCCCUCAAGCUGUCCAGGCAAGCCACGCCCCCCAUCCUACCAAGAUAAGCCAAGUCCCUCACCUUAACCAAUCAAGCCACACCUCCAACCCUGCCCAAACAGACCACCCCAUCCAAAAAAUCCACCCAACCUACCCAGUGUACACUCUCCACCCCACCCUCCCUGGGUAUGCCCUCCAUCCAGCCCACCCCGCCCACGCAGGUUCCACCCUGUCGGGUAAGAAGCCCGAGCAGACCUUCGACAAUCCAGAGUACUGGCAGCACAGCCUUCCCCCGGGCGCUGGCCGGCCGGGCCCGGAGCAGCAGCAGGAGUGUGGAGGUAAGGUGCUGUGCAAACAGAAUGGGCGCGUCUGUCCCACGGUGCCCGAGAGCCCAGAGUACCUGUCCCAGUUCUCCCUCAAGCCCGGCCCGGCGCUGCCGCCCCCACCCUACCGCCAGCGGAACACUGUGGUGUAGCGGCGGGGCGGCGCUGUUCAACCGCGGCAGCUGCCCCCUCCCUCCACUCGACCUCUGCUUGCCCCGAUUACCAUGCCAGCGAAAUGUACACCUUCUACUUCCUCCUCCGACAAACUGGAGCAAGCCACACUCGACCGACGGACCAGCUGACCUCCUGCCCGGGAUCCGACGCAGCCUCGCAAGGAAGGGACCGGCCCCAAUGAGCUUUGGGACUGCAGUCUGUCUCCAGUUCUGUUUUUUUUUUAAAAACAUGUUAAUCAAAGACGCCUUCCAUUUUCUGCAUUCCCAAUCUCACCCCAGAAACCCCUCACCCUCCUUUCUCAAGAGAGGGAUCUUUCUUGAGGGUCAACAGGAGGAAGACAUUUUAUCUCUUACCUGACACGUACCUGUCUGGCUGUCUGGUCAUCCGCUCAUCUCAUAAGAGAAAUGGCUUCCGUCACUGUACCUUUAUUGGAAAGUACCUGUGUGCAGAGGGUAGGCUUCAGAGCAAUACGAGGGAAAUGGUGGCAUUGUGUGGCAGAGCUUGUCUACUAGAUGGACAAGAUGGAUGUUUCUUACUGUAAUGGAAUUAUGAGAAACAUUGCACAGAAAUGCAGGCGGACAGUGCUACCUCCAGAAGUUGCGACUGAGUCGACAUUUUGUUUCCCAGAGUUUCUGACCUGUAAUGAAUCCCUGGACAGCCAGACUACCACUCAUGCCGUUUCUUUACAUUUUUUUAGCCAUAGUCUUGUUAUACAUUUGUACCUUUGAGGUCCUCCCUGCCAAAUGUACUGUAUGAACCCCAGUGUAUUGCUGAGGAUAAUUUGGUGAUCUGUCAUACAGUAAAUAGUCUGACCACCAUUGAGGGUAUUCAGAGUUUUUAUCAGACAUUGUAAAGCUUCUGCCAGUACCAUGAAAAUGCAGCUUUUAUGUGCUUUUUUUUUAUAUUAUUGAGCACAUUUUAUCCACACUGUAUUAAGUCAAUCCUGACCCUGUGUACAUAAAUAGCAUAUAUCCUCCUAACUCAGUUGCUGAAAGACAACAUUUCCGCACUUGGGUUCCAGCUUUUGCCAGAAGCUGCCCUGACCUCAGGCAGGAUUGUGGAUACGCAAACAAAGCAGAUGAGUUUUGAGAUGCGCGGAGUUCAAAGAGAGCUCCGCACUAGAGACAAAGAGAAGAACUGUGGCAUUGUAACUUGGAUUUUCACUGAAACACACUGAGUGGCAGGACUGAAGAGUGGUUCAGCUCUCCUCUCCUGCCUAAUGUCUUUGUCCUGGAUCUCAGAGGGAGGAAAGACUGAAGCCACAAUACCAGCAAUGCAAAACUCUGUAGGCCAGAAUGAACCCCCAUAAUGAAGUGUUCAGUCUGAGGCUCCUCCUCACCUGGCUACAAACCUUUUAUAUUAUUAUCAUUAAUAUUAUUUAUUAUUUUUUUUGUAGACAUGGGGAGAGUUGUAGAGAUAUGCUCAUACACACAGCAUUCACAUUGGUGUGCAUGUGCAUGUGUGUGACAGUAAUAUUUACUUUCAAGCAGUCAGAGACUGUGUCAGUUCACAGCCAGAUCCAUGUUAGUGUGAACACUGCCACUUGUCACAUUUUCUGCUAAGAGGAAGACCUAUCCAUGCUUCUUUCAUGAAAUUUUGAUGCUUGUGGAAAAGAACUGUAUCCAUGUAACUGCAUCGGAAAUGUGCUUUAAUUUAUUUGCGUGGAAAGGUUUGGCCCCCCUACGAUGCACUGUAAUCACACAAGAAUGAGAAAUGGGGUAAUUCCUCUCUUGAGACUGUAAAAGUUUGCUGCCGUGAAAUUGUCAAAUAAGAGACACGGGGGGGCACGAGUGUUGGCCGCAAAGAUGUUUAUCGGCUAAUGAGGUUGUACUUUUCUCUUUUCUGAAGCUGGUCGAAUUCUAGCUUGUGCAGCUGAGUUCAAAGGAGGCAAGCUUAACAAGACUUUGAAGAUAGCAGGAUUUGGGGGUUUUAGAUUAGAUUUGCAGACUCAUUGACCGAGGGCGUUUACUUAACGGCGUUCUGCUGCUGCGUACCCGCAUGAAGUAUCGAAUCAGACGUUCAGCAUCUGGUAUCAGAGCCAUUAGUGCACUGCCAUGGCCUGGUCUGGACAGAGUAUGUUCUGGGGGCGGAGGGGGAAAUACAGUGUGCUUUUUCUGCCAGUGGAGUAGAGUUAAUAUAUUGCUUGUGUUCAAGGAAAAUGAUUGCCUUGAAAUGAAAGACCUGGGCUCCCAAACAGCUUAAACGAGCAGAUUAAACCUUAUCCAUUUGUUAACUGGUGAUAAUAAGCAAGAGAACUGAUAAUUUGACCUCCUUAAAAACACCUCCAGGGUUUCCAGUGUGCUUUUUAGGGACUUAAGUUAUCUCCAUUGACUCCUGAAAUCAUGUACUUCAUUGACAUCAGCAGUGCUGGCAGUAAUGCUAUUUGCUUUACAUUUGUAUAUUUAUUUUCUCAAGUAGGUGGGGGAACGGUAUUUUAUCUUUUUUUUAUUUUUUAUUGAGUGCCACUGAAUAUCAUUAAGUACACAAAUACGGUAUUGUUUUGUGAUGUCAAUAAUCAGGUUUUUCUGCGGUGGUGUAAAAAUGUAGUUGGAUGUGUAGUGGUGUGUUUGUUCUCUUACUGGGAUGGAGGUUAAUCCUGGUUGUGACACCAGAUGACUUCUCUGUUUGAGUUCCAGACCCCCGUCUAACGCAGUUUCUCUUUUUAAUAUCUUUGAGUUGAUCUGAAUUUACUGUUUAAAUAAAACUACUGAUGUACGAGCACAGAACUUUUCAUAUGCAUAUUUCAUUGGCUCCUGUAUCUGACUGCAGGAAAUAUAGUCCUAGAUUACACAUUAUUUACAUUGUUUCAUCUGGAUUUUAUUAUAACACACUGAAAAACAACAGAAGAGGAAGCCCUUUUUUUAUUACAUCGGCACACAGAAUGGUUGUUCCUCAACAUUUACUACUGUACGUUAACCAAGAAAAUGUGAAUAGUAUUUUUAUAGAUCUCUGAAGAAUUGCCCAAGUGCAUUUGUAAAUAAAGGGAAAGCAUUGCAUUUGGAUUUGUAUUUUCUCUUGUUUUGUUUUCAUUUUUUCCUCAAAAUUAAAUUGGUUUGUUGAAUUUACUGUAAUUGUUUAUGUUCUGUAAAUACUUGAUUUCGAUGGUGAUUUUGUAUUUUCUUUUGUUGAGCUUGUGCGCUCCCUGCCCUGUCAGACAUUGUCCGGUCAGCCCUGUGCUUGGAAUGAUGUGAUGAUCUCUUGCUUUUUUACCUGUUCUCUUGCUUUUCCCCACCAGGACUCAUUUCUUGUAUGCUUCUGUCCCAUGCUCAUUUCACUGUUGUUUAUUAUGGUCAUUCAUUGUUAUUCAAGCUUAUUCUUUUGUGAAAACUCCAAGGCUCUGUUGUGAUCUUGAUUAUUGCUGUACUGAGACCGAAAGCCCAAACUCUAUUUCUAUGCUUUUCUCUUUCUUCCUCCUCCCUCAUUUUUUCCUUCCUCUAUUGUUCUUAUUCUGCUCUCUCUGAAUUGGGGCUGGGCUCAUGAGCUUCACUGAUGAAUUAUGGGUAAAAGCUCUGCUUUUGUGUGAGUUGGCCAAUGCCGUGUUACAAACAGUGUUGUUCCUGUGAGCCCACUGAACAUAUUGCUCAUCGAUCCCCCUCAUAAUUGUGCAGCACAUGACCAGGUCUUUGCUGAGGUUCUCUGUUGAACAGCCUGCUUUUAAUUUACAAAAUGUGGGCUGUUUUCUAAUGUUCAGGCAGAAUUAAAUAGUGUCAUAUAAAGGAUGCAAUCGGGGAAAACUUUUCAUGAUAUGUAAAAUCACUGUGAGGGAUCCAAAUGAUCUUUGGUGCUACAGUGCUACACCCUUCAUCUUAAACAAGGUGUACAUUCUUAAAUGCAUGAUCACAACUUUAACAAAAGCCCACAAUGAAGAGAAUCGCGCAGUUUUUAAAGUAUGUGUUUAAUUUCAACUGUUCACCACCUUAGCUAAAUCACAAUUAGAAUGACUGGUUGGUAUGCAUAAGUACAGAGUACAGAGGGGAAAUUUCAGUUGAUUGAUUUGAUAUUUGAUUGAUUUAAUUGAUUCACAGUUGAAUCCACACAUGCAUGAUUGUGUAUGAUGGUCCUGGUGCAAUUAAGGUUGAACCGUGAGGUUCCCAGGUUUGGUGUGCCAUAAGCCCCCAAGGUACCCCCCUCCCUGCUCCUGGUGGUCUUACCAUCCCUAGGCUACAGUGUAUUCUGCUCCGCAUUUUUGUUACAUAAAUAUGUCAAAAGUAUAUUUUUAAUUUAAUAUAAAUAAAGAUCAAUUCAAAUAUUUCA
This is a messenger RNA of Anguilla rostrata (American eel), 8964 nucleotides long. Its product is annotated as receptor tyrosine-protein kinase erbB-4-like. The coding region runs from base 279 to 4688 and encodes 1469 amino acids. The record is from RefSeq and is a predicted model, not a curated record. The transcript is spliced from 27 exons. Lineage: Eukaryota; Metazoa; Chordata; Actinopteri; Anguilliformes; Anguillidae. Gene Ontology annotation, molecular function: epidermal growth factor receptor binding; transmembrane receptor protein tyrosine kinase activity; ATP binding. Gene Ontology annotation, cellular component: signaling receptor complex; plasma membrane; basal plasma membrane. Gene Ontology annotation, biological process: cell surface receptor protein tyrosine kinase signaling pathway; multicellular organism development; positive regulation of cell population proliferation.